AUGCACCUCUUUCUCUUGAUUCUGUUCGCCCUAACUUUGUUUCAGGCCUAUCUGAAAGAUGCGCACGAUCUGCUGCACCACACUCUGAAGAAUGAGCCCAGAGCAAAGGUAGACCUAAAUUCCUUGCCUUACAGCUGCACAAUCCUUGAUUAUGGCAUGCGCACUGGAAUCUGGUCGAUUGAAAUGGCAGAGUUGGUC
Messenger RNA from Colletotrichum tamarilloi, 198 nucleotides. RefSeq lists its product as uncharacterized. The record is from RefSeq and is a predicted model, not a curated record. The annotation marks the transcript as partial. NCBI's taxonomy places the organism in Eukaryota, Fungi, Ascomycota, Sordariomycetes, Glomerellales, Glomerellaceae. The transcript has a single exon.